Nannospalax galili (Upper Galilee mountains blind mole rat) is the source of this 2725-nucleotide messenger RNA. It is a transcript of the gene Il17re, whose product is annotated as interleukin 17 receptor E. The transcript has 16 exons. Lineage: Eukaryota; Metazoa; Chordata; Mammalia; Rodentia; Spalacidae. The record is from RefSeq and is a predicted model, not a curated record. Bases 52 to 2205 code for a protein of 717 amino acids. Gene Ontology annotation, molecular function: interleukin-17 receptor activity.
ACUAGCAGACGACAAAGCCAUGGUCUCAGUGCCCUGAUCUCGCAGAAGCUCAUGGGGAGGUGCAGAUUGGCAGUUCUGCUCCUGCCUCUCUUCCUGCCGCACAUCAGCCUCUCCGUGUCUGCGGAGAUUGGCUGCCCCAACCUGCCACGCUGGAUCUCCCGACGUCUGCUGGCCUUUCACGUGGAUAAAAGUUUCACUGGAAGUUCUACUCAAAUCCCCUACCAUACUCUUCUCUCCACAAAGCCUUGGCAUGCUCAGGUCUGGCAUUGGUCAUACUGUUUGUGCCUGCGUCUGGUGUCACAUCCUUCAGGCCUUCAGUGGGGCUGGUUCCACUUCUUGAUGCAGAAAUUCAAAAAUUCUUGUAAGUUCAAGUUCUAUUGGAGACACAGGAUGCCAGCAUCCCCUCAGAGGAACCUGCUAGGUAGCUCUUCUUUGUCUCAGGAGAGCCAUCACAUUUCCAUCCCCUCUCCAGCUAUCUCCCACAAGGGACUGCGCUCUAAAAGGACCCAACCUUCAGCCCCACACCAAGAGUAUCUCCUCAGAGCAGGUUUGCAAAGGCUUGGAGGACCUGAGUUCUCCUUUAAUUUGCUGCCUGAAGCACGGGCUAUUCAGGUGACUGUUCCUCCAGGCUCAGAGGCUAGUGUGCGUCUUUGUUACCAGUGGGCAUUGGAAUGCGAAGAGAUGAACAAUCCCUUUGAUGCCCAGAAAAUUGUGUCUGGGGGCCACACUGCAGACCUGCCUUAUGAAUUCCUUCUGCCCUGCCUGUGCAUAGAGGCAUCCUACUUGCAAGAGGACACUGUGAGGCGCAAAAAAUGUCCCUUCCAGAACUGGCCAGAAGCCUAUGGCUCAGACUUCUGGAAGUCAGCACACUUCACUGACUACAGCCAGCACAGUCAGAUGAUCAUGGCUCUCACACUCCGCUGCCCACUAAAGCUGGAGGCCUCCCUCUGCCAGAGGCGGGAUCCAUUGGGCUCCUGUGAAGACCUCCCCAAUGCCACAGCUCAAGAAUCAGAAGGAUGGUAUGUUUUGGAGAAGGUGGACUUGCACCCCCAGCUCUGCUUUAAGUUUUCUUUUGAAAACAACAGCCAUGUUGAAUGUCCCCACCAGAGUGAGUCUUUCAUAUCCUGGAAUGUGAGCAUGGAAACUGAGGCUGAGCAGCUGAUCCUUCACUUUUCUUCGAGGAUGUACGCUACCUUCAGUGCUGCCUGGAGCCACCCAGACUUGGGGCCAGACACCUUGAUGCCUCCUGUGUACAGUGUCAGCCAGACUCAGGGCUUAGUCCCAGUGACACUAGACCUCAUCAUCCCUUUCCCGAGGCCAGGAGGCUGUAUCCUGGCCAGGGAUUGUACCAGACACAAAACUGGAGCUGGAGGAAUUCCCAAGCCAGGGGGAUUUCUUUCUCCACUCCUGGGCCUCAUUCACUCCUUGGGAGGAGGGGAUGCCCUGGCUCACAUGGGCAGGGACUCUUGUCCUCAGGUGUGGAGGUCAGACGUCCAGUUUGCCUGGAAGCACCUCUUGUGUCCUGAUGUCUCCCAUAGACACCUGGGGCUCCUGACCCUGGCACUGCUGUGCCUCACCACUCUACUGGGUGUUGUUCUGGUUCUCACCUGCCGGCGCCUACUGUCAGGUCCCGGCCGAGUGCGGCCGGUUUUACUUCUGCACACAGCGGACUCAGAGGCGCAGCGGCGCCUGGUGGGAGCCUUGGCGGAACUGCUGCGGACGGCGCUGGGCGGCAGGCGGGACGUGAUCGUGGACCUGUGGGAGGGGACUCAUGUGGCACGCGUGGGACCACUGCCGUGGCUCUGGGCCGCGCGAGAGCGCGUGGCGCGGGAACGGGGCACCAUGCUGCUGCUGUGGAGCAGCGCGGACCGCAGCGCCUCGCGUGGCCACGACCCCCACGUAGCGCCCCUGCGCGCCCUGCUCUGCGCUGGCCCACGCCCGCUGCUAUUGCUGGUCUACUUCGGCCGCCUCUGCGCCAAAGGCGACAUCCCCCGGCCGCUGCGCGCCCUGCCACGCUACCGUCUGCUUCGUGACCUGCCGCGCUUGCUACGGGCCCUGGGUGCCACCAGCUGGAGCUGCCUUGGGGCUAAGCAGUCCUUGCAAGAUCGUCUGGAGUUGUGUCACCAGCUUGAGCUGGAGGCAGCCAAACUUGUCUAUCCCUGCUCCGCGGAUCCUCACUGCGGUUCUGAUGCUCUGCAGGAUUAAUGGCUGGGACCCCAGAAUAGGCCUCUAACUUGGACUCUUUGGAAGAGAGCUUCCUGGACAAAAAACCCUGUAAGGCCCUGCCCAGGCCCCACACGUGCCCCUCACACUUGCUCCCUCUCAGAAUCCCUAGGGGAGAGUGGGGCUUUCCUAUUAGCUCCUCAACCCGUUCUGAGCCUUUCAGUUCUCUUCAGGACGCCUGGAAGAUAGCUUCUAUGCAGAUGAUCUGGUCCUGGCUCAAGAGCUGAGCCAGGAUUGGGAAGCAGGAUCUGUCAAGGGUUCUGCUCAAGGUAGUGUGGAGAAAAACCAUCUUGGGAGCCGAGAGAGGAGGGGGGGGAGGAAGAGAGGAGAGAGAGAAAGAGAGAGAGAGAGAGAGAGAGAGAGAGAGAGAGAGAGAGAGAGAGAGAGAGAGAGAGAGGAGGGAGAGAGGAAACUUUUUGAUCAAGGAAAAGAUUCAGCCCUAAGUGGCCAGGACAGAGGUAAGGCAGGAAACCAAGCUCCAGAAAGAUAAAUAAAAGUGAAU